AUGGAGGAAAAUUUUUUUUAUCAUCAAAACAAUCCAUCGAUUCUUGACUUUUUUGCACAGGAAGCAUUAGAUAAUUUAUUUUAUCCAGCAGCUCAAAAAUUUUUAUUUUAUUUAGCAAAUCGUUAUGAUAAUUUAACUGUUGUUAAAAAAUGGUUUAAUGAAAUUUAUUAUUUUUCAUUAUUAUUUCCUCUUCAAUAUCACUAUUUAAAAAAGUACAAUGCAACUUUUUUUGAAAAUUUUUACGGAUUGGAAAGAAAAAAUAUUCAAAAUCCAUUGGGAAAAUUAAGUAAAAAAAAUUUGAUUUUAUCACUUGGAACUGUUGUUAUAUGGCCAUAUUUAAAAUCAAAGUUAAACGAAUUCAGUGAAAAAUUAUCGUAUGAAAACGAUUUCUCAAUUAACGAUAAUAAAAAAUUAAAUUGGAAAAAAUUUAUUAUCGGAAGCAAUAGUGCAAUUAAUAUAAUAUUCAUUGUAAUAAAUACAUUUCAACAUAUAAAAUAUUUAUCGGAAAAAAGCGAAAUUAUAUCACCUUUAUUAUGGAUUUCUGGUGUUAAAUUAAAAUAUAAUGAAAGAUUAAUGGCAGAAAAUGAAAAUUUUACAUUAAAAAAUAUAAUCAAAGGUAUUUUUCCUAGUAAUAUUUUCGGAAUUGGUGCAUUUUUAAUCGAGCUUACUAACAUGUUACAAACAGAAAAUAAAAAUAAUGGAAAUAGUUUUUUUAUACCACCACCACCACCACCACCUCGUCUUAAUCAGGGAUAUUCUCAUGAUGAUAACCCAAUUAAAUGUCAUCAUGUUGGUAAUUAUUCGAAAGCUGUCAUUCCGGAAUCUGGUCACAUGUACUGUUUAGAAUGCAUAAUUAAAUUUUUAAUUGAAAAUGGUUAUUGUCCCAUAACUAAAAUACCAGCUGAUGUACAUAAUCUCAUUAGAAUAUAUUCUCCAGUUUAA
Messenger RNA from Pediculus humanus corporis (human body louse), 942 nucleotides. RefSeq names its product peroxin, putative. The transcript has 5 exons. Gene Ontology annotation, biological process: protein monoubiquitination; protein import into peroxisome matrix. The record is from RefSeq and is a predicted model, not a curated record. Gene Ontology annotation, molecular function: zinc ion binding; ubiquitin-protein transferase activity; protein binding. Gene Ontology annotation, cellular component: peroxisomal membrane; peroxisomal importomer complex. Bases 1 to 942 code for a protein of 313 amino acids. Lineage: Eukaryota; Metazoa; Arthropoda; Insecta; Psocodea; Pediculidae.